AUGGCUGAACCGCUCACAAUAGUCGGAGGGAUUGCAUCUUUUGCCCAAAUAAUUGGCUUGCUAAUAAAACCAACCGAGGUGGCUGCCAAGUUCUGUCAAACAGUGCAUGAUGCGCCAGCAGAGAUCAAGCGUAUCAACGAGAAGCUCAUAUGCCUCAAAGGAAGCCUCGGUGCCUUCCAAGGCCAACUUGUUGAAAUUGAUGGAGAUGAAGAUAUUAUACCCCGGGACAUGCGCUCCACACUUCAUCAUGUCAUUGAAUCUGUCUACAAUGAUAUACUCACUAUAAGUGACAAGUGUGGAAUUGCCUCAUAUUCGUCAUCUACGAGUCUCCGAUACCGUUUCAAAUGGGUGUUACUUGACCAGCACCUCGUCCAUAGCAUGAUGAUACGGCUGCGAGAUUCUGAAGACAAACUCACGUUCAUGAUACAUCUACUGAGCAUGUAG
Messenger RNA from Penicillium angulare, 444 nucleotides. RefSeq lists its product as uncharacterized. Lineage: Eukaryota; Fungi; Ascomycota; Eurotiomycetes; Eurotiales; Aspergillaceae. The record is from RefSeq and is a predicted model, not a curated record. The transcript has a single exon. Bases 1 to 444 code for a protein of 147 amino acids.